CUCAUCGACAAAUAUGCCACGAACGCCCAAAGCAAGGCAAACUCGGCUCACGGCGCCAACAUCCUUUGUCAAUGAGAACAGUGACGACGACAGCUUUGGUUUUACUGAAGCCUCCCGUAGUCGAAGACAGGAGGACGACAACAUUGAAAAUUCAGAUGAUGACGCCAAGACGAUGGCCAAGUUUCUUCAGGAAUACAAAAAGCAACGAGCAAAGAAAAAUUCCGCUCGAUCCGUGGCUUUCGAUGGGCAAAAAAAGGCGCUGUAUGCGUCAGCCCGCAAGACUGCCGAGGAGAUAUCGAGAGACGGCAUCGCUUACCUGGAAGAGAUGAAAGCUCAGGUCAUGAACAUGAAACAACAAGAGAUAUCCUACGAGAAGUAUACCAACGGCCUUAGCCAGCUUGGGGAAGACAGCAAUGAAGCCCUUAUCAAGCUGCUAGCAAUAUACCCCUUGGUCAAGGAGGAUUUGUUUGUUCGUCGUCGUCAAGCGCUCGAAAUUGCUGGCAAAAUGCUGAAAUCCAACCCUUCAAAAAAAGAACAAGCUCUGCAACAAUUCUUAAGAAAUGCUCAUGGACAGGUGGAAAAAAGCCGGCAAAAUGAAAAACUCGCGACUGAUGCUUCAAAGCUUAUCAAACACUACAAGGAUCUCCUUCGUGGCUGAGGAUCCUUUCUACCUGCUGACGCUUCUGGCUCGACGGGCUGUGCUUACUUUUGCUCUGCUUCUUCUGGAUUGCAACACUGUAUUAUCUCUCUACCAUGCUCAAUAAUGUGUC
Guyanagaster necrorhizus is the source of this 770-nucleotide messenger RNA. RefSeq lists its product as uncharacterized. Lineage: Eukaryota; Fungi; Basidiomycota; Agaricomycetes; Agaricales; Physalacriaceae. The transcript has 8 exons. The record is from RefSeq and is a predicted model, not a curated record. Bases 14 to 658 code for a protein of 214 amino acids.